Molecule: messenger RNA, 2189 nt
Organism: Polyodon spathula (Mississippi paddlefish)
Lineage: Eukaryota; Metazoa; Chordata; Actinopteri; Acipenseriformes; Polyodontidae
Product: bromo adjacent homology domain-containing 1 protein-like
Exons: 7
Coding region: 1-1848 (615 amino acids)
Molecular function (GO): chromatin binding
Source: RefSeq, a predicted model, not a curated record
AUGGUUAAGUUUGGGCUUGGUUGUUGCGUGGUGACCUCCCUCUGUGUUUACCCGCGCUCUCCAGUCAGUCAGACAGAGCUAAUGAUGCAGGAAGAGGCUGAAACCGGACAGCAAAGGAGGAGGAGGAGGGAGGAGGAGGAGGAGGAGGAGCAAAGGAGGGAGGCCAGGGAGAGGAGGAGGCAGGAGGCAGUCAAGCAGGGGCAGAAAUCUGAGAAACACAAACACAGACAUCAUCGUCGUCAUCAUCAUCAUCAUCAUCAUCACCACCAGAACCAGCUGCAGGUGCAGCAACAGGGGACCUGCCUGGAUUACAAGAAGGAGGCUGGCACCCUCAAAACAAAAUGGGAGGCAGGGAGGGGCAGCUUUCCCGUACCGGGGUACCAGUGUCAGAGCCUCCUGGGGUACCCCCUGAAGUCUGUGAAAGAGGAGCCCAGGGAAUCUGAGCUGGACCCCUUCUUCUACUGCGGCCACCAGGACAAGGUGGAUUACUGCCACCGCCUGGCUCUCUUCCUGGGUCACCACAGCCAGGGCUUAGCCUCUCAGUGCGGGGUUCCGGAGGAGGGCGGCGGGGAGCAGGAGUUCCUCAUCCCCCCUCACUCGCUGGCUCACUCUGCCCUGGCCGUAGGCUCACACCCCUACCUGUGUGCCGAGCCCUGCUUCUCUGGGUAUUACCUCCACAUUGGCCACCAGGGUGCCUCCUCUCCCCCCCUCCUGUCUGGGACAGGGCCCUUUCACCCCUCUGCUGUCCGGAGUUCGAAGCUGCUGGUGUCCACUGCUACACCAGGGCCCCCCUCAGGUAUCCCCCUCCCUCACCCCGUAUUCUGCAGCGCACUGGAGUCCCCCUGCUUCGGGGAGGCCUGCCUGGUCAACGGAUUCACCUCCACCGCUUACGGAGCGAUGCACCCGCUCGCCAGCAGGGGGUGUGCUUUCAACACCUGCCACGGAGGCUGCAUGCACGCGCUCAAAGAAGAGCCCUACCCCAGCCCCCUGGAUGAGCACAGUCCUGCUAUCCCGGUCUCCCCAGCCCUGCCUCUGUCUGGCUGCCCAGUGCCCACAGUGCCCCCUGCUGCCCAGUGCGUGCCUCACCUCCCCUCGCCGCUCUUGGACCCCAGCCAGGCGCAGCUCAGGGUUGCUCGGGAGUGUCCUCAGAGUGCCAAGCCCCCCAGUGGCUCUCGAUCGGGGGUCCGCAGCACGGCCAGCUGCCCUCUCCUCACCCCGGCCCCCCCUUCCGCUGCCUCUGCGGGAAAACAGCAGCGAAUCACACGGCGCCGCGCAACCAAUGGCUGGCUGCCUGUCGGAGUGCCAGUGGAGAAGGAGGUCUUCGUCGUGGGGGAGGAGGAGCCUGCUCUGAGGCGCUGUUUCGAGGGGGUGCAGCGGGACGGGGAUCUGAUCCGGGUUCGGGACACCGUGCUGCUGCGCUCCGGACCCCGAAAGAAAACCCUGCCCUACGUGGCGAAGAUCUCUGCACUGUGGGAGGACCCCAAGACAGGUGAGGUGAUGAUGAGCCUGUUCUGGUACUACCGUCCAGAGCACACCCAAGGAGGCAGGAACCUGAGCACGCACUGUGAGAAUGAGAUCUUUGCGUCUCGCCAUCAGGAUGAAAACAGCGUGGCCUGUAUUGAAGACAAGUGCUACGUCCUGACAUUAGCACAGUACUGCAGAUUUUGUGCCUUGGUGAAGCGCCGUAGAGAGGGGCUGCCGGACAGUGCCCCAGUGGUUCCUCCUUCCCCUGACUACGCCACUCCCCUGCACCGCCGUGUGCCCCCCAACAUCGACCCCAGCCUGGUGUUCCUCUGCCGGCACGUCUACGACUUCCGCUACGGACGCAUCCUCAAGAACCUGCAGUAGUGACCAGCGCCACACCAGCAAGACCAACUGGACUGAGAAACAAGCCCGCCCGGCCUGGGCAGACGAGAGGAGGAGGAGACGAACCAACAAACCGACUGACCGACCGACCGACCGAUCAUUCACUCAAUCAGUAACACAACCGAAAAUUCAACUAAGGGCCGCCGAACCAUGAUAGCGCCGUCCACAAGCAGUACCGGUUUAGAGAUGCAGAGGGCAGCAGAGAGUGCCGUGCUUUGAGUUAACCCUCAGUGUCCUGUUUGAGCCGUCCAACACAGUGCACCUCUCACACAGGACUGGAGGUCUGGAGGAUUUCAUCAACACAGUGCACGUCUCACACAGGA